This is a messenger RNA of Dentiscutata erythropus, 148 nucleotides long. NCBI's taxonomy places the organism in Eukaryota, Fungi, Glomeromycota, Glomeromycetes, Diversisporales, Gigasporaceae. The record is from the annotation of a GenBank genome assembly.
AUGUGGCGUCAGCAGGUCUGCUUGGGUUCAAACCCACGUUUGCUUCUUGUAUUAGAUGUAUUUAUUGCACAUAGAACUGAUCUAGUAAAGUGUCGUCUCAGUGAACGAAAUGCAGACAUGGCUGUAAUUCCAUCUGGACUAACCUCAC